Molecule: messenger RNA, 408 nt
Organism: Gossypium arboreum
Lineage: Eukaryota; Viridiplantae; Streptophyta; Magnoliopsida; Malvales; Malvaceae
Exons: 1
Coding region: 1-408 (135 amino acids)
Biological process (GO): root development; shoot system development
Source: RefSeq, a predicted model, not a curated record
AUGUGGCUUUGCUCUGUUAGAAACGAUGCUGAGGCCGCAUUUAGCAUGUUGGGAGAGAUACAAAGAGUCGCAUUCACAGUGUUUGAGUCCCUCUUUUCUCAUAUCAAUGGCACAAAGAUGGAAUCAAAAUCGACCAAUUGGUCUUUGCUGUCCAAGUUGAUGAGCUCCAAAUGCAUAACACAUGAGGGAGAAGCAACAGAAACCAAUGAAUUUGAGAAAAUGGAUGCAUUUUUGUGCACUCUCAUUGGUAACAAGACUAGAAAAUCUGGUAAAAUGAGCAAUGAUGAUGCACAAAUUGAGUUGCAGAAAUUGAAGCUAAGCAUUCAAGAUCUUAGAGAUGGAGUGGAGUGCUUGUUGAGGCUCUUGGUCAAAACUAGAGUUUCUAUUCUCAACAUCCUUAGCCAUUAG